AUGGCUCUUUGCACCCUGGGACAUGUCUCUGGACAUCACCCUUCCCUGCGCUGCCCCAUGCCAGCAUCCUGCGGGUGCUGCCCUGCCCAGAUCAUGCCCCCGUGUGCCCAGCGCAGAGCUGCCCAGCCGCAGCACUACGCCAGCCGCAAUGGGCACGGCGCCAUCUGCCAGUUCCUGCUGCAGAGUGGGGCCCGGUGCAACGCCCAGACCCACGGCGGGGCCACUGCCCUGCACCGAGCCAGCUACUGCGGCCACGUGGACGUGGCCAGGCUGCUGCUGGCCCAUGGAGCCGACCCCGGCAUCGCGGAUGACGACGGCAUGACAAGUUUGCAUAAGGCUGCCGAGGGAGGCCACCGUGAGCUCUGUGAGCUCUUGCUGCAGCACAGCCCGGGACUGAAGGGCGUCCAGGACAGAAGGGCUAGGAGAGCAUGUGACCUGGUCCCCAGCAGCGGUGCCUUGCGGGACCUCCUGGAGACCUGAGAGCAGCGGGUGGGGGGUGGCCCUGUGCCAGGAUGCGCUGGGCUUUGUCUCCCCCUCUUGGUCUGCAGUGGGAUUGCAGCACCCUGGGCUCUGAGCUUGCAGCCCUGGGGUGAUCUGGGCGCACGCCCCACUGGGUGGCUGCUCUGGGGAGCCUGCUGCAGCGGCGGGAGAGGGAAACGGGCAGAGUUGGGCAGGGAAAAGGAAGGAGUCGCUAUAAACCCUGUGCCGGUGUCACUGACAGGCAGGAGCCCACCCAGGGGCUGAGAUCAAGGGGACUCCAGCGACACUGCAGGACACCAGGGUUCCUGGGCUCCCAGCCUGCAUUGCUGGGGUCCCCAUUCGGGGCUCCCAACGUGCUGACCUGGCCUCCACAGGCAGGGAAGAGGCUGCUGGCUCCAUGCUCAGGCAGCUGCAGUGGCUGGUGGCGGGGUGGCACUCUGGGGGGCAGGGGUCUGUGCCCAGCCCUCUGCAUGGGCCAGGCACCACUGCCCAGGGCCACACGUCUGGCAGGAAACUGAGGCAGCCAUGUUGGUUGUGGGCAUUGCCCAGAGCUAUUGGUCUCCGCUGGGAAGGCAGAGGCACUAGCUACGCACGACCGGUGUGUCCUGGUCCGGUUUGCUCGCCACCACAGACCCCACCCAGCAGAGCUGCAGGCUCCCAAUCCCUGGGAGGAGGAGUCUGGCUGGGGUGAAGGCCAGUGGCCUGCUCUGUGCCCAGAGCAGAGGGCAGCGUGGUGUCCUCUGCUGGGAUUUCUGGCCUGGUGAAGGCUGCCGGGGGCUCCUCUCUGUAACCCUGAGCUGGAGGGAGAAGCAGGGGGGUGGGAUAGGAUGUCACCUCUUGCAGGGCUAUUUCAGUCCUUGGCACUGAGCUGGGGAACUGGAGCCCCCAAGGAUCUGGUGACAGGAUGUCGGGCAUCAGCACCAUUAACUCUUCCCUGCCUAGUCCCCUGCCCUGUCUGUGGGCUGGUGGCCCUGGCUGCUAGGGGCUGGUCUCUGGGGUCUGGCAGGGCGUGUCUGCCCUCUGCUGGGGAAGAGAGGUUAGUGCCCACCCAGCCCUGUGUUGCCCCCUCCACUAUCCACUUGCUGUUCUGCCCAGCCCUCGCCACAAGCCCUGUGAGCCUGUUUCUGGCAGGAAGCAGGGUGGGGGUGGGAUCCUACCAUCCCCACUUGCCCGCAGCUGGAUUGGAGGGGAGUCCAGACCCCUCCCCAUCUAUUGCACAGUGAUCUGGCUGGGGACGGGGUGGCUUCUUCUAUGCCUCCCUUACAUGCUAAAGGGACCCCCCACCAACAUAGGCCCAUAGAAAGCCACCCCUCCCACCCAUCCCCAGUGCUAAGCAGAGGUUUGGGGGGGGGGGCUGCCCCACCCUGUCUCCCAGGAAGGGUCCAGCAGAGUCCCCCCAAGCUGGGAUUAGUGGACACUGCAUGAGGAGGCGCAGGGGCUAGAACAUGGAUGCUGGGCCUCAGUGAUGGGCAGCAGCAUCACAGGCAGCGGGCCCAGUACUGCUCUAUGGGGGAGAGUGCCCCCUGCUGCACGCCUGCCCUGCUCCCCCAGCAUAGCGCCUCCUAGUGCCAGCACUGACCUACAGGGGAAAGUGCCCCUUGCUGCAUGCCUGCCCUGCUCCCCACAGCACAGCGCCCCCUAGGGACACACUAGGGCCAGCACUGACUGGCCAGACCCCUGCUGAGCCCCCCCACUCCCUGCAGUGUAUAGUGUCCUUGGGAGGUGCCCUGUUUCUGGGGGGGUGGGGGACAUGCUCGCAGAGCAUAAAUUCAUAAUAAAUCCCUCACAAACUG
Molecule: messenger RNA, 2273 nt
Organism: Trachemys scripta elegans
Lineage: Eukaryota; Metazoa; Chordata; Testudines; Emydidae
Gene: ANKRD39
Product: ankyrin repeat domain 39
Exons: 3
Coding region: 1-480 (159 amino acids)
Molecular function (GO): protein binding
Source: RefSeq, a predicted model, not a curated record